Molecule: messenger RNA, 2321 nt
Organism: Hemicordylus capensis (graceful crag lizard)
Lineage: Eukaryota; Metazoa; Chordata; Lepidosauria; Squamata; Cordylidae
Gene: BCO2
Product: beta-carotene oxygenase 2
Exons: 13
Coding region: 85-1884 (599 amino acids)
Biological process (GO): tricarboxylic acid cycle; retinal metabolic process; carotene catabolic process
Cellular component (GO): mitochondrial envelope; membrane; mitochondrion
Molecular function (GO): ubiquinone binding; carotenoid dioxygenase activity; beta-carotene 15,15'-dioxygenase activity
Source: RefSeq, a predicted model, not a curated record
CCGGGUCGCGCCCCGCGCCCUUGAGCUGUCUCCCCUCCCUCCCUCCCUCCCUCCGAGCAGAGAGAGAGAGAGGGAGGGGGCAAGAUGGCGGCGCUGGUGCUGCUGUGGCGGACGGGCCUGGGGGGCAGGCCCCGAGCAGGCGUUCUCCUGAAUAAGGCUUUCUUAGCCAGACCAGCCAUUGCCUGCACUGUCACUGAGGAACACCGUCCCCUGGCCUGCAGAAUCCACACAUCCCCCAGGAGCUCAGUUGUAGGGAGCCUAACGUUGAACCAGAAAAAGCAAGUCACCUUCAGCUGCCGGAAAGGGUUAGAAUGCCUCGCGCCAUUAUUUUCCAGUGUGGAAGAGACACUUCAGCCGAUCCCGACGAAGAUCGAAGGGCAUAUCCCCAGCUGGCUCAAGGGCAAAUUGCUGAGAAAUGGGCCAGGGAAGUUUGAGUUUGGAAAAGACAAGUUUAACCACUGGUUUGAUGGCAUGGCCUUGCUGCACCAGUUUGAGAUCGAGAAUGGGGUUGUGAAGUACAGAAGCAAGUUCCUAAGAAGCGACUCCUACAUGGCUAACAGCCAGAACAACAGGAUCAUGGUCUCUGAGUUUGGAACCCUGGCCAUGCCGGACCCUUGCAAGAGCAUUUUUGAACGCUUCCUGUCAAGGUUCGAAAUGGCAAAAUCAACGGACAAUUGCAACGUGAACUACGUGGUCUACAAAGGGGACUAUUAUGUCAGCACAGAGACCAACUUAAUGCACAAGGUGGAUCUGGAAACACUUGAAACAACGAAGGUGAACUGGAGAAAGUAUAUUGCAGUGAAUGGAGCAACUGCCCACCCCCAUUAUGAGCCUGAUGGGACAGCAUACAACAUGGGCAACUCGUAUGGGAAACAUGGCUCCAACUACAACAUCAUUAAGAUCCCCCCGCAGGGGUCCGGCUCCCAUGACAGCAGCCUGCAGGGUGCAAAAGUCCUGUGCACCAUUGAACCAGAGGAUAAGAUGAAACCCUCCUAUUACCACAGCUUUGGAAUGAGUGGGAACUACGUGAUCUUUAUUGAGCAGCCCCUCAUAAUGAACCUGUGGAAGUUUAUCACAGCCAAGGCGCUUGGGAAGUCCUUCGUGGAUGGAAUCAGCUGGGAGCCGCAGCGCAAGAGUCGCUUCCAUGUCGUGGACAAACUCACUGGGCAGGUGCUGCCUACACAGUACUAUACGGAUCCCUUCUUCUCUUUCCAUCAAAUCAACGCCUUUGAAGAUCAAGGCUGCAUUGUCCUCGAUCUCUGCUGCCAAGACGAUGGAAGCGCCGUUCAUAUUUACCGGCUGCAGAACCUCCACAAGGCAGGGGAAGCCCUGGACCAGGCCUAUAACAUGCUCUCAAGGCCAUAUCCACGGCGCUUUGUUCUGCCCCUGAGUGUGGAUUCCAGCACCCCGGUGGGACAGAACCUCAGCCCCUUGUCCUACACGUCAGCAAGAGCCAUGAAAGAGGCCGACGGGAAGGUCUGGUGCACAUAUGACAGUCUACAUGAUGAGAGCCUGGAGGAAGCAGGAGGGGUGGAAUUCCCCCAGAUUAAUUAUGCACGGUGCAAUACGAAGAAGUACCGUUUUUUCUAUGGCUGUGGCUUUGGGCAUAUGGUUGGGGACUCGUUAGUCAAGAUUGACACAAAGACCAAGGAAAUGAAGAUUUGGAAAGAGGAUGGGAUGUAUCCUUCCGAGCCGGUGUUUGUGCCAGAGCCUAAUGCUGCUGCCGAAGACAGUGGAGUUAUUCUGUCGGUGGUGCUCACACCCAAGCAGAAUCAAGGCACUUUCCUGCUCAUCCUGGAUGCUAAGAAUUUCACUGAACUGGGCCGAGCAGAAGUCCCUGUGCAGUUCCCCUACGGCUUCCAUGGCAUCUUUGUCCCAGGUUAACAGUAACGUUCCAUCAGUGAUGGCCACACACCAGAAUGGAGGAAUCUGCUCCAUGACACUGCACCUCAAAUGCCCCUUUUGUAGCCUUGGGCAAGCCACUUAAUCUUAACGUGCCUUGGCUCCCCUGCCUAUCCAAUAAGGUUUGGAGAACUGCCCUAAUUCACAGAGGGGUUUAGAGGGGAAAUAUGUUCAUGUCUGUGAUAGGUAUUGCUAAUGGAGGGUAGAUAAAUAUUCUCCAUAUAAAUAAGUAUUUUUAAAAGACAGUCAUGGAACACAAGGUUUAAAUUUAGCUAUUCUGGCCAUUUUAAUCUUGAGCUUUUAUUUUUGUAUUAACUGUCUGUAUAAUGAUUUAAUUAUGCACAUCUGCUUAAAGCCCUUUUGGCAUUUGCUGCAUUUUAAAGGAAUCUUUACAAUAGCAAUAAACAUGGUUUAAAAUA